CACUCUCCUGCAUCCUCCUUGCAUAGCACUAAAAGAAAUUAUGCUCCCGUAGCUCGACUUUCCCCUCUAGUUUACUUAUAUAUUCUCCUUCUUUUUCGUUUCAUUCCUUCCUUCUUUCUUUUUUUCUUAUAUAUACCCCAUUCGUCCUUCGCUGUCCAUCCCACUUUUUCAACAAUACAGCAAUAUACCCUUUUCCCCUUUUCUCUCCUUAUUUUAUUACCUUAGGAAAAGCCUGUAUUCCAUUACACCGUAUCGUUAUUAUAGAUUAUAUCACCCAUGUCUGACAACAUAGACAACUCUCCACAGCUCCCCUGGUAUCGCCGUCUGAACCAGACGAAGGGACUUUUGCUCACCAUUGUCUCCUUGGCUCAGAUGCUCGAUGUCAUCAAUGUUGCCAGUGUGACAAUUGUGCUUCCUAACGUUAUGCAAGAUGUUGGGUUCAAGUUCGAUCAACUACAAUGGGUAUCGUCCGCAUAUGCUUUAGCAUAUGGUGCCUUCCUAUUGUUAGGAGGUCGCCUUGGUGAUCUAUAUGGUCAUCGUAACAUUUAUAUUCUUGGCGUAACAUGGUUUUCGAUUUGGUCUAUUGUCAAUGGCUUCGCUCAGACACCCGUGGUCAUGUCUGUGGGCCGUGCGCUGCAGGGUAUGGGGGCUGGCUUCACUGUCCCUAGUGCUCUGGCCAUCCUUACCACUACUUACCCUGUUGGACCUGAGCGAAACAAGGCUCUGGGCAUCUUUGGAGGCACUGCUGCUGUCGGCUCUAUUGUCGGUGUCCUCCUUGGUGGUAUUUUGGGUUCAACAAUUGGCUGGAGAUGGAUGUUCUACAUUACUGCCAUUAUUGGCUUCGCUCUGGUUAUUUUGGGGAUCUUAGUUAUUCCUGCCGAAAAGGCUCAAGGCAAGGUAGAAGAUCGUCGCCUUGACAUAUUUGGCAUGUCUGCCUUCACGAUUGGUAUCGUUUGUGUGAUUUACUAUCUCAGUGAAGGCCCUGCAGCUGGUUGGGGUUCUGCCAAGGCUUUGGCUCCUUUCUUGGUCGGCAUUGUGUUAUUGAUCGCCUUUGUAGUCAUUGAGUUCAAGAUCGAUUACCCGAUCAUGCCCCUUCGUAUCUGGCAAUCUCGUCGAUUCUUUUCCUCUUGUGCGACUGCGACAGUCAUGAUGGCAGCCAUGAAUGCUCACUUCUAUUUCUCUGCACUUGUGGUUCGAAAUGUGCUCGGUUAUUCCGCUCUCAAGACGUCAGUAGCUUUCUUGCCACACGGUAUUGGUGCUAUUUUCAUGGUUGGUCUCUUGACAGCUAUUAAUCCUUAUCUUCGGUCCAAGGCUGUACUUGUGGUCGGUUGGCUCUUUAUGAUUGCCUCAGGUGUCCUCUGGGCCCAGAUUAAGGCCGAAUCAAACUAUUGGGCCACUGUUUUCCCCUCUUUGCUCCUGAACAUGGUUGCAAUGGUCUGCAUUUGGUUAACCUGCCAAAUUAAUUCAGUUGCAGAUGCUGCAGAUGAGGACCAAGGUGUUGUUGGUGCAGUAUACAACGUUUUCCUGCAGAUCGGUGCUCCCAUUGGAAUCGCCAUCUCUAACAUCGUUGCUAACAAGAAGAACUCUCUCUUUGCAGUGGGACCUGAGCUCUUACCAGGCUAUCGCGAUGCUCUCUACUCGUUUGCGAUCAUGGGUGGUGUGGGUUUGGUCGUCAGUUUAGUCUUGUAUCCCAACAGAGAUUCCGUCAAGCCUGCUAGCAAUCUUGCUAAUGCAGAGGUUGGUUCUUCCUCCUCUCUGGAUGAGCAUAGCACCGCUGCUGGAUCAGAAGACAAACUGCCAAAUUAUUCGACUGAGAAGGUUUAGGGUUGCGUUGGGAGAUCAUUGAAGGCUCUUCUUGAUUGCGACGUGAACAUUGCGAAGCACAACAUCAUUUGUAUCAUUUAUUUUCACCCAACUAUAAUCAAAGUAUAUAAUAUAUUAUUUCUGUCACACCUCAAUAUUAUCCACGAACGUAAAUAAUUCGGCAUUUCGCAUUCCUUCUUUCGCCCCAACAUUGAAUAAAUAUCUCUUAAUCAUCA
Lobosporangium transversale is the source of this 2039-nucleotide messenger RNA. Its product is annotated as major facilitator superfamily domain-containing protein. Gene Ontology annotation, cellular component: membrane. Gene Ontology annotation, biological process: transmembrane transport. The record is from RefSeq and is a predicted model, not a curated record. Lineage: Eukaryota; Fungi; Mortierellomycota; Mortierellomycetes; Mortierellales; Mortierellaceae. Gene Ontology annotation, molecular function: transmembrane transporter activity. The coding region runs from base 277 to 1824 and encodes 515 amino acids. The transcript has 4 exons.